Neoarius graeffei (lesser salmon catfish) is the source of this 933-nucleotide messenger RNA. It is a transcript of the gene cdk5r2a, whose product is annotated as cyclin dependent kinase 5, regulatory subunit 2a (p39). The record is from RefSeq and is a predicted model, not a curated record. Gene Ontology annotation, cellular component: protein kinase 5 complex; cytoplasm. The transcript has a single exon. Gene Ontology annotation, molecular function: protein kinase binding; cyclin-dependent protein serine/threonine kinase activator activity. Gene Ontology annotation, biological process: activation of protein kinase activity; brain development; positive regulation of cyclin-dependent protein serine/threonine kinase activity. Lineage: Eukaryota; Metazoa; Chordata; Actinopteri; Siluriformes; Ariidae. The coding region runs from base 1 to 933 and encodes 310 amino acids.
AUGGGCACAGUGCUCUCAAUUUCUCCCACCUCCAGGAAAGGAGGGAUCCUGGACGAAAAAACGGAAGCUGGACACGGUGCCAGCGGCAAGACGGAGAAAAGCCUCAAGCGUCAUUCCGUUCUCAUAUCAGCAUUGACGUGGAAGAGGUUAGUGGCCGCGUCGGCCAAGAAGAAGAGUGCCAAAAAAGUGAACCCCAAUCCCCCAGUUUCUCAAAUCACGAACCCUGUGGACCAGCUGAACACCGAAAAUCUCAAGAAAUCGCAAUCAGGCUCCGAGCGCAAAAAGCCUGGACCGCUAGCAGUGCCGGUUCCGACUGUUCCAGAUAAAAGUCUUCGCGCCAAUCAAACCCAAAAUGGCUCACAGAACGGAAAGCAGCUCCUGCCGGUCCAGAGACAAGCCAGCACCCGCUCGAUAAUCUCCCCACGCCGCGUGAUCGUCCAGGCGUCCACUGGCGAACUGCUCCGCUGCCUGAGCGAGUUCAUGUGCCGCAGGUGCUACAAGCUCAAAGAGCUGAGCCCCAACGAGAUCAUCCUGUGGUUCCGUAAUGUUGACCGCUCGCUGCUCAUCCAAGGCUGGCAGGACCAAGGUUUCAUCACGCCCGCCAACCUCGUGUUCGUCUACCUGCUGUGUCGGGAAGCCGUGACCGAGGACAUCAGCAGCGAGUACGAGCUGCAGGCCACAUUCCUCACCUGCUUAUACCUGGCCUACUCCUACAUGGGCAACGAGAUCUCGUACCCGCUUAAGCCUUUUCUGGUCGAGACCAACAAGGAGGUGUUCUGGGAGCGCUCGCUGCGCAUCAUUGACAAAAUGAGUGCCAAAAUGCUGCAGAUCAACGCCGACCCGCACUUCUUCACCGAGGUUUUUCAGGACCUCAAGAACGAAGGAGGCCCGAAGGACAGUAAUGCUAAAUGGACAAACACCUUGGAUCGCUAG